AUGGCAUCGUCGUGGGUACCUGAUGUCUCGCCGGAAAGCCCAUUCUCACUAGCAAACAUCCCAUUCGGCAUCAUCAGCACCCGGGACGACCCCGCGCCCCGCGCUGCCGUCGCCAUCGGCUCCCAGGUCCUGGACCUGAAGGUGCUGUCCUCGUAUCCGACCUUUGCAGGCGUCUUUCCGGCACUGGAAAAGCAUGAAAGCAUAUUCUCGGAGCCCACGCUCAAUGCUUUCGCCGCACUGGGACGAGCCACGCAUAGAGAUGUUCGCAAAACCAUACAGAACCUCCUGUCGGCGGACACGUCGCACCCAGAGGUCCUGAGGGACAAUGCAGAGCUCCGAGGUAGGGCAUUGCUUUCACAACGAAGUGUCAAGAUGCAUCUGCCAAUGAACAUCGGGGACUACACGGAUUUCUACGCGGGAUACCAUCACGCUCACGCUGUGGGCGUCAUGUUCCGCGGGCCGCAAAAUGCCUUACAGUCAAACUAUACACACCUGCCAGUCGGGUACCAUGGACGUUCAUCAAGCAUUGUGGUCUCCGGUACGCCAAUAUCUCGCCCCAACGGCCAAAUACUCCUCGAUACCGCUGCAGAACCCAAGCAGCCCAUCACUGGUCCUAGCAGGCAUCUGGAUAUUGAGCUCGAGCUGGGCUGUUUCCUAGCAAAGCCGAACGAGAUGGGGUCUCCAAUCAAGGUGACCGAGGCUGAGGAGCACAUAUUCGGCUACGUAUUGCUGAACGACUGGAGCGCGCGCGACAUCCAGACGUGGGAGUACGUGCCACUGGGCCCGUUCAACGGGAAGAAUUUCGCUUCAACCAUCAGCCCAUGGGUUGUGCUCGCAGAUGCUCUGGAGCGGUUUCGAACGAAGGGCAUCGAGAACAAGACGCCUCUGCAAGGCUACCUGAAGGAGAGCAGUGAAUAUGCCGUCUUUGAUAUCGACCUGGAGGUGGACAUUGAGACACCGGAGGGAGACACGACAACGAUAUGCACAACAAGCUCGAAACACCUCCUGUGGUCUUUUCCCCAGAUGAUUGCCCAUCACUCCCUCGGCGGUUGUCACAUGAGGACUGGAGACCUGCUGGGAUCCGGGACUAUCAGCGGGACGGGGCCGCGCGAAAGGGGCAGCUUGCUCGAGAUGAGCGAGGGUGGGAAGAAGGACGUCAUGCUGUACGGCAUGGACGUUCGGCGCUUCCUGAAGGACGGCGAUAGGAUCACGAUGCGUGGUGUCUGUGGGAAGCUAGGGGAGAGAGUGGGCUUUGGCGAGUGCGCUGGACGAGUACAGGGGGCCGUGCAACUGUAG
Molecule: messenger RNA, 1296 nt
Organism: Anthostomella pinea
Lineage: Eukaryota; Fungi; Ascomycota; Sordariomycetes; Xylariales; Xylariaceae
Source: the annotation of a GenBank genome assembly